GAAGCAGACGUAGGAACCAGCGCGCUGUGGGGAAAGAAGUGGAUGCGUCGGGGACUGUGAGGGAAAGGAAAGAGACGAUAGAGGGUUUUUUUUCAACAUAAAUGGAGGUUCAUCCGUAACGGGAGAGAAGAGCAGCUACAAAAAAAUAUAUAUAAGCAAAAUGGCGAAAGACCACGAGGUCGAACGCAUUGCUAAAAAGCUGGACAAAAUGGUGCACAAAAAAAACACGGACGGUGCCAUAUAUCUGCUGAGGGAGCUAAAGAUCAUUAACAUGUCUCUGGAGACUCUACAGUCCACCAGGAUCGGUAUGUCAGUGAACGCUGUGAGGAAGCAGAGUUCAGAGGAAGAGGUCCAGACCCUGGCCAAGUCACUCAUCAAGUCCUGGAAGAAACUAUUGGACGGUGCUGAGGGGAAAGCUGUGGAGGAGAAGAGGAGGGAGGGCUCUCCUCUGAGGUCAUCUUCGUCCAAGGACAGUCCUGGAUCCAGCGACCGGAGUAAGAAACAAGAACUGCCGGAGCCCCCGAAGACUCCCACCACACCUACGACCCCCACCACACUAAAGUUCACCUCCUUCCCUCCCACUCCCGUCACCACUGACAGCGUACGCACGAAGUGCCGAGAGCUGCUGGUGGCUGCCCUGCAGACCGACGAUGACUACAAGCCCAUUGGAGCAGACACUGAGAACUUGGCUGCUCAGAUUGAGGACUGUAUCUACCAGGAGUUUAGGUCUACAGACCAGAAGUACAAGUCCAGACUGAGGAGCCGUAUCUCCAACCUGAAGGACCCGAAGAACCCAGACCUCCGGCGCAAUGUCCUCGCUGGGAACAUCUCAGCUGACCGCAUCGCUAACAUGGCCGCUGAGGAGAUGGCGAGCGCGGAGCUGAAAGAGAUGAGGAAGACUUUGACCAAGGACGCCAUCAGAGAGCACCAGCUGUCUAAAGUGGGCGGGACCGAGACGGACAUGUUUCAAUGUGGCAAAUGCAGGGGCAAGAACUGCACCUACACACAGGUGCAGACGCGCAGUGCUGAUGAACCCAUGACCACCUUCGUACUGUGCAACGGCUGUGGCAACCGCUGGAAGUUCUGUUGAGGAGAAGAUGAUGAUUGGCUACAAGAUGAGCUGACACGGAUAAAGAAGAACCGGGACCUAUUUUGUUACAACUGCAAAUCUGUUUUUUUUCUUUCUUCCUUUUGUUGUUUUUAUUUUGUUUUGAUACCUCAUAAAUCUGGAAUAUAUUUUGAGAAAAUGUUUGACGUGUAUUAGUAUUUUAAUGAUAUUCUAUGAUAUGGAGCCUGUCUAGUAUUUUAAUUUCUAUGAUAUGGAGCUAGUCUAGUAUUUUAAUUUCUAUGAUAUGGAGCUAGUCUAGGAUUUUAAUUUCUAUGAUAUGGAGCUAGUCUAGUAUUUUAAUUUCUAUGAUAUGGAGCUAGUCUAGUAUUUUAAUUUCUAUGAUAUGGAGCUAGUCUAGUAUUUUAAUUUCUAUGAUAUGGAGCCUGUCUAGUAUUUUAAUUUCUAUGAUAUGGAGCUAGUCUAGUAUUUUAAUUUCUAUGAUAUGAAGCUAGUCUAGGAUUUUAAUUUCUAUGAUAUGGAGCUAGUCUAGUAUUUUAAUUUCUAUGAUAUGGAGCUAGUCUAGUAUUUUAAUUUCUGUGAUAUGGAGCUAGCCUGGGUACCUUUUCUGUUUCUGCUCUCUUACCACAACCUCUUAUUGAAUGUCAACGAGUUGACAAGAGCACUGACCGAUCUCAGAAACCGAUCACGGAAACCGAUCUCGGAAACCGAUCUCGGUACCAGGCUGAAGUUAAGCACUUACUCUUAAAGACAAGGUUUUGGUUUGAUGUUUAUUAGUUUAAGCUAUAUCUUACAACAACAACAAAAAAAAAGCUUUUGUUUUUGGCAUUAGGGAACAUAGUGGUGCCUUUCUUUGCCUCUCUGUGCCACAAAUGAUUAUUUUGCUAUUCGUUUUAUACACUUGCUGUAGAUAGAGUAUAUGCACUCUUGACGUGUGUAUCCCAAAUGGCACCCUAUUCACUAUAUAGGGCACUAAAAGUAGUGCACUACAAAGGGGAUAGGGUGCCAUUUGGGAUACACACCUGCUGUAUAUAGAGUCAUUCUGAAUCUACUGUCUUACAAACACGCUGCACGGGUUCUUAAAGACUUCCAUUUAGGUUUAAAUUCUUCUGUUAAAAUGAACAAAUGAAUGAAACUGGAGGUUCUGCUAGAAGAUGUAGAGUUACAGAGGAGUGGAAUGAGAAAAGGGAGGAGACGGGACAGUUGUCAGUUUCUCCUCUUGUCCUUCUCUGAUCGUACGCUAGUGAAGGGUUAGCGGGGACUGGAGAAGUAGCCUGAUCGUACGUUAGUAAAGGGUUGGCGGGGACUGGAGAAGUAGCCUGAUCGUACGUUAGUAAAGGGUUAGCGGGUACUGGAGAAGUAGCCUGAUCAUACGCUAGUAAAGGGUUAGCGGGGACUGGAGAAGUAGCCUGAUCAUACGCUAGUAAAGGGUUAGCGGGGACUGGAGAAGUAGCCUGAUCGUACGCUAGUAAAGGUUUAGCGGGUACUGGAGAAGUAGCCUGAUCGUACGCUAGUAAAGGGUUAGCGGGGACUGGAGAAGUAGCCUGAUCGUACACUAGUAAAGGGUUAGCGGGGACCGGAGAAGUAGCCUGAUCGUACGCUAGUAAAGGGUUAGCGGGUACUGGAGAAGUAGCCUGAUAUCCAAACCUACUUUCUCCGUUGUUGAAACAAUGAUAAUGAUGUUGGUUGGAUUUCAGGCUACUGGAGAAGAGGGCAUCCUGACAAAAACGGUCGACUGGUUUGAAAAGUUUUGUCAUGCAAGUGAUUUAUUUUGUAUGUAAACACUUGUCCUCCCAAUGGGAACUUGUUUUAAAUUAAAAGCAGUAGGGAGUGUGGAAAGAGA
Salvelinus namaycush (lake trout) is the source of this 2909-nucleotide messenger RNA. Its product is annotated as transcription elongation factor A protein 2-like. NCBI's taxonomy places the organism in Eukaryota, Metazoa, Chordata, Actinopteri, Salmoniformes, Salmonidae. The record is from RefSeq and is a predicted model, not a curated record. Gene Ontology annotation, cellular component: nucleus. The transcript has 10 exons. Bases 161 to 1090 code for a protein of 309 amino acids. Gene Ontology annotation, molecular function: nucleic acid binding; zinc ion binding. Gene Ontology annotation, biological process: DNA-templated transcription; transcription elongation by RNA polymerase II.